AUGCGAUCCGCUGUGUUUGGCCCGAUUAUGGUCAAACCCCUGUUCUCGCCGGUGGCCCAUGCCGAAUUCGGCCAUCUAAUCAAACAAUUCGUACUCAAGGCCGCGUCACAUAUAGAGAGCACCGCCGGAUUCGAUUACAUACACAUAUAUGGACAGCCUUGCCUUGACGUAGCGCUCAACCUGAGGCCAGGUCGCCGCGAUUUCAACGAAACAGGGUUGGUAAUUGUACAAUGGGAAAAGAAACGUCGUACCGUAGUCCGCAUUCGGUGCCAGCAAGAGUGGGGUCUUGUUGCAGGGCUGCUUACUCCAGCAGUUCAACGAGAAUUCUACUACAUUCAAAUGGACAAAUUCGCUCGUCAAGCACUGGCCGAGGGCAUUACGUCACGUGAUGAUAUCGUAGUCACAAUGGAGUCUGAGAUAUUCCGUACUUUAAAUCAACAUUACAAUAGAAACAAUCAUGUUCAGCCUCCCGAAAACUUGGUGAAUGUCGUGCAAGAAUCGUUACGUGAGUUCUUUGAUGCGAUUCGCCUUGGAAAAGAUGCUGAACCGUCGUGGAAAAAACAAAUUUACAAA
This is a messenger RNA of Ostertagia ostertagi, 573 nucleotides long. NCBI's taxonomy places the organism in Eukaryota, Metazoa, Nematoda, Chromadorea, Rhabditida, Trichostrongylidae. The record is from the annotation of a GenBank genome assembly.